AUGGAUGGUCUUCUUCCCUGGGAUGCUUCUGAAUAUGCCACCAAUAUGCCGAUCUUGUGGAACACCCACCAACUAGACAUUGAAGAGGAAGCAGGCUACUCCAUGCCUCACUUGGAUUAUCAACCAGCUCAAACAGGUCAAUAUCACCACAAUCUUUAUUCAGCUUUUGAUCUUGUUCCGGAUUAUUUCGACACCAAUAUGGCCGACGACCAGCAGCAACAACAACUCAUCAAUAAUGGAGAUGACGGGAAUAUUUCCAUGAUUCUCUCUGAUAGCUAUAGAAGAAACACAUGGAACUUCAACAACAAUGCUAUUUCAGUUUCCCCGGGCGAAUCUCAGAAAAGUAAUAACGCUUCUGCAACUUCCAAUGGUAGCAGAAAGAACAAGGACGACGUCGUUCUAUGUAAUGUCAGUGAAAUUGAAGAGGCCAUCUCCCGGAGCACUUCAUCACGUCCAUGUGUCGUCGUCAAUAAUAUUUCAGAACCUAACAAGCCCAAUCAUGCAAAAAAGAGUUUUGGGCUUGUUUCAUCAUCGUCUUCUUCAAACAUAAAUUUUCAGCAGCCAAACUCAAGCAUAUCAUCUAAUUCCAGUAGUAUUGGCCAAGAGCCUGAUCAAGAGGCUAUAGCAUUAAUGAAGGAGAUGAUAUAUAGGGCUGCGGCUUUCAGGCCUGUGAACUUAGGUUUGGAGGUAGUGGAAAAGCCCAGAAGGAAGAAUGUGAGAAUAUCGACAGAUCCACAGACUGUGGCAGCAAGGCAAAGGAGAGAGAGAAUAAGUGAGAGGAUUAGGGUUUUGCAGAAGAUAGUGCCUGGUGGAAGCAAGAUGGACACAGCUUCAACGCUUGAUGAAGCUGCAAAUUAUCUAAAGUUUCUCAGGUCACAGGUCAAAGCUUUGGAAAGUCUAGGGGACAAGCUUCAUUAUUCUAUGAACUGUACCCCUCUCUCUUUUACAAACUCUAGUCAUCAAUAUUACUUUCAGCAAUACCAUCCCACCAAUUUAGGGAAGGAGAGUUAA
Molecule: messenger RNA, 1011 nt
Organism: Neltuma alba
Lineage: Eukaryota; Viridiplantae; Streptophyta; Magnoliopsida; Fabales; Fabaceae
Product: transcription factor HEC2-like
Exons: 1
Coding region: 1-1011 (336 amino acids)
Biological process (GO): regulation of DNA-templated transcription
Molecular function (GO): protein dimerization activity; DNA-binding transcription factor activity
Source: RefSeq, a predicted model, not a curated record